AUGGCUGUCGCGCUCUGGUACUGCCCGCCCGCCAACUCGCCCUGUUAUGACACCGUCAACUCCCUCAUCCUCUCGCUGCAGACCCUCUUCCCCGAUGCCGUGCUCUUCGAGCCACACGUGACCAUCACGUCCCAGCUGCGCUGCGACUCCGCUGACGACGCCGCCGCCGUGCUCGCCGCCGCCUGCGCCGCCCUGCGCGCCUGCCGCCCCCAGCUCGACGCCCGCGGCUCCCCCGUCGUCCGCUUCGACGCCGUCGCCGUCGGCCGCCGCUACUUCGACAAGGUCCACCUCGCCUGCGCCCACGACCGCUUCCUCUACGGCGUCGCCCAGGUCAUCCGCGAGCUGUUCGUCCAGGACCCGCCCGACCCCGCCGCCGCCGCGGACUGGGUCCACUCCUCCUUCCGCCCCCACCUCUCCCUCGUCUACAGCGACCUCUACCACGUCGACCAGGCCCUGCUCCGCGUCCUGCGCCAGCGCAUCGGCGACGCCCUGGGCGCCGCGCUGCUGCCGCACCCGCCUGCCCCGGGGCUGCAGGCCCUCUGGGCCCUGCAGCCGCCGUUGGACGGUUGGAGCAUCCCCGGCUCCUUCAAGGUCGUCCGAUGCGAGGGCCCCGUCCGCGACUGGCACGUGCUCGCCGCCGCCGAUCUCUGA
This is a messenger RNA of Eremothecium gossypii ATCC 10895, 651 nucleotides long. It is a transcript of the gene CPD1, whose product is annotated as 2',3'-cyclic-nucleotide 3'-phosphodiesterase. Bases 1 to 651 code for a protein of 216 amino acids. Gene Ontology annotation, biological process: cyclic nucleotide metabolic process. Gene Ontology annotation, molecular function: 2',3'-cyclic-nucleotide 3'-phosphodiesterase activity. The transcript has a single exon. The record is from RefSeq and is marked provisional. NCBI's taxonomy places the organism in Eukaryota, Fungi, Ascomycota, Saccharomycetes, Saccharomycetales, Saccharomycetaceae.